GCAGGAGGAGAGAGACUGGUACAGCCUGGACCUCUCUCCCUCUUCAAUCUCUCUUUUUCUUGCAGAUCAGUCUCUCUCCCUGUCUCUGCCUCUCUGCAUAGGCAAUCAGAGCUCUUACUCACAGACUCAACUCUCCCUUUUGCACUGCUUGUAAUGAAUUUUCUUCCUGAAUGUAGGUCGUUUACCACCGAAAGCGCCAGUUUCCUCCCAAGCCGGCGUCUGCUGUGUGUUUUUCUUUUGCUUUUUUGGGGGUCGAUGCAUUCCUUUGGACCAGAAAAUCGCCUUGGAUUCCAAAAACGGAGAGAGGAACCUGGUAUGAUCUCCUGGCAGGAUUUGGCUGUGUGUUAAAAACAACAAAAAAAGGACCCUGAUGCAUCUGCAGCUAUUCCAGUGCUAAGGUUUAAUCACCUACUACUCUUGGAGAGUUGGAAUGGCUGUCAGAACCCAUGUGAGCAUUGAAAUCUCCAGAAAAAGUGAAGCUAACAUAUGGAGAGGUUUAAGACAUUACCAUAAGUUGGAAUAAAACUUGCCCUAAUCGUCAGCAUCUGAUUUCUUGAUGGGAAAGAAUUGUGCUUCAAGUAAAAUGACAUCAUGCUGCCUCCCACAGAGGGAUUCUGAAGGUUUCUCAAAAAUGAAACUCAGUGGCUGACUGACCAGGCUGGAAUUCAUUGGAAGGAAUCAUUGCGCUACUAAAGCAGAGUUACUACUGACUAUCUUUUCUUCUCCACUUGUUUGGAAGCGUUGCCAGGAUUAAGCCAUCGUUGGAGUCUGGGGAUGGGCCUUAGGAACAAGGACUCCCUUGCUUGUCAUAGCAUUGGAAUCUGUCUGUGGUCAGUUAUCUGAGGCAUCAAUACAUUCAUCCUCAGAUUUUUUCACUGCCUGAAGAGGAUUCUGUUUUAUCCUUAACCUCAUCUCCAUAUUGCCUUCCCCAUCCCCUUAUUUUCCUUGACUGAUUAAUUUCUCUUUGGCUGUGGACGAUUGAGCCCUGCUGAUGUUGAUUUAAACAAUGUCGAGGCCAAUGGGACUUCUAUGGCUGCCUUUGAUCUUCACUCCGGUCUGUGUCAUGUUGAAUGCUAACUUCCUCCUGUGGAUAACUGCACUCGCUAUAAGAUUUACUCUCAUUGAUGGCCAAGCACAAUACCCUGUUGUUACGACAAAUUAUGGCAAAAUACGGGGUCUAAGAACACCUUUGCCUAAUGAGAUUCUUGGUCCGGUGGAGCAGUACCUGGGUGUUCCUUAUGCCUCCCCUCCAACUGGCGAAAGGCGAUUCCAGCCCCCGGAGCCUCCUUCCUCCUGGACUGGGAUCCGGAAUGCCACACAGUUUGCUGCUGUCUGCCCACAGUACCUGGAUGAGAGAUCACUGCUCAAUGACAUGUUGCCAGUCUGGUUUACUGCCAAUUUGGAUACUGUGGUUACUUACGUGCAAGAUCAAAAUGAAGACUGCCUGUAUUUGAAUAUCUAUGUGCCCACAGAGGAUGGAGCCAACACAAAGAAAAGCGCAGAUGAUAUAACCAGUAAUGAUCGUGGUGAAGAUGAAGACAUUCAUGACCAGAACAGCAAGAAACCAGUUAUGGUCUACAUCCAUGGGGGAUCCUACAUGGAGGGUACUGGCAACAUGAUUGAUGGGAGCAUUCUAGCAAGCUAUGGAAAUGUCAUCGUUAUUACCCUCAACUACAGGCUAGGGGUUUUAGGUUUUCUAAGUACUGGUGACCAAGCUGCAAAAGGCAAUUACGGAUUGCUUGACCAAAUCCAAGCUUUACGAUGGAUUGAAGAAAAUAUUGGAUCUUUUGGAGGAGAUCCAAAAAGAGUUACUAUUUUUGGUUCCGGAGCAGGAGCUUCCUGUGUUAGUCUACUGACCCUGUCUCACUAUUCAGAAGGCUUGUUCCAAAAGGCAAUCAUACAGAGUGGAACAGCCCUGUCCAGCUGGGCAGUGAACUACCAGCCUGCCAAGUACACUCGGAUAUUGGCAGACAAAGUGGGCUGCGACAUGCUGGAUACCACUGACUUAGUUGAAUGCCUUCGGAAUAAGAACUACAAAGAACUCAUUCAGCAGACCAUCACUCCAGCCACGUACCACAUUGCUUUUGGGCCUGUGAUAGAUGGGGAUGUGAUUCCUGAUGACCCUCAGAUUUUAAUGGAACAGGGGGAAUUUCUUAACUAUGACAUAAUGUUAGGUGUGAACCAAGGGGAAGGCUUAAAAUUUGUGGAUGGAAUUGUGGACAAUGAAGAUGGUGUUUCCCCAAAUGACUUUGACUUUUCUGUCUCCAAUUUUGUGGACAAUUUGUAUGGUUAUCCAGAAGGAAAAGAUACGCUGCGGGAGACCAUUAAGUUCAUGUACACUGACUGGGCAGAUAAAGAAAACCCUGAAACAAGAAGAAAGACCCUGGUAGCUCUCUUUACUGACCACCAGUGGGUUGCCCCAGCUGUUGCUACUGCUGACCUGCAUGCCCAGUAUGGCUCUCCAACAUAUUUCUAUGCGUUUUAUCAUCACUGCCAAAGUGAAAUGAAACCAAGCUGGGCUGAUUCAGCACAUGGUGAUGAAGUCCCUUAUGUGUUUGGCAUUCCCAUGAUUGGUCCUACAGAAUUGUUUAAUUGCAACUUCUCCAAGAAUGAUGUCAUGCUCAGUGCCGUAGUUAUGACAUACUGGACAAACUUUGCCAAGACUGGAGAUCCAAACCAGCCUGUUCCACAAGACACAAAGUUUAUUCAUACAAAACCCAACCGUUUUGAAGAAGUGGCCUGGUCCAAGUAUAACCCUAAAGAUCAACUGUACCUACAUAUUGGCCUGAAACCCAGAGUCCGGGAUCACUACCGAGCAACAAAAGUUGCCUUCUGGUUGGAACUUGUACCACACCUGCACAACCUCAAUGAAAUAUUUCAGUAUGUUUCCACAACAACAAAAGUUCCCCCUCCUGAUAUGACAUCAUUUCCUUAUGUAACCAGGCGAUCUCCUGGAAAGCUGUGGCCAGCCACCAAACGUCCAGCAAUGACACCAGCCAACAAUCCUAAACAUUCAAAAGACACUCAUAAAACUGCCCCAGAGGAUACAACUGUUCUCAUAGAAAACAAGCGAGAUUAUUCCACAGAAUUGAGCGUCACUAUUGCCGUGGGAGCAUCCUUGCUAUUCCUCAACAUUUUAGCUUUUGCUGCACUGUAUUACAAGAAAGACAAGAGGCGUCACGAAACACACAGGCGCCCCAGCCCUCAAAGGAACACAACUAAUGAUAUAGCGCACAUACAAAAUGAAGAGAUUAUGUCAUUGCAGAUGAAACAGCUGGAGCAUGACCAUGAGUGUGAAUCGCUGCAGGCACACGACACACUGAGACUCACCUGUCCACCUGACUACACCCUUACUUUGAGGAGGUCCCCAGAUGACAUUCCACUCAUGACACCCAACACCAUAACCAUGAUUCCUAAUACAUUAACAGGAAUGCAGCCUUUGCAUACUUUCAACACUUUCAGUGGAGGACAAAACAGUACUAAUUUGCCCCAUGGACAUUCUACUACUAGGGUAUAGCUCUGCCAUUCCUCUCUCACCCCUCAAGCCAAUUGGAAGAAAAGAGAAAAAGAAGAGGGAAAAAAAUAUUCUCCAUAGAACAACUUGCCAGAAUAAUAAUAAUAAAACAACAGUAAAAGAGAAGGACAGUCAUUAUUUUCUUACUGACCCUUUCCAUAGGAACUCUGAUAUUAAAGAUCAGCUUCAAACCCUGUGAAAUGUGAAAUGUGUACAUUGCUGUUAUGAUACUGCUUUAAGAUCUCAACCGCUUUGAUUGAAAGUUGAGGCCAGAAGAAAUCAGUUAAAAAGAGAUUUUGAGUGCAACCAUCAGAAACAGAAUCUUCUGGAACAUGGAGCCAGUGACUGUACAGUUUUUUUAAUAAUAAAAAUUUAAAAACAAAAGUUCUUUAUGUGCCAUACCAUGAAUGGCCCUUGUUAAAAUAAAGACAUCAUCAUGGGCUUUUACCCAGCAUAUGAACUUGCAAUCCAGAAGGGAGAAAUAGGAUUUUAUUAUUAAAAACAAGAGGACUGACUAUGCAGUAAAACACGUAUAGUUCUGUGCAAAGAGAUGACUUGCCAGCCUGAACUAUAUUUAAAGAAACUUUGUAAAAAAUGUACAUAGCUGUAAGUUUAAAAAUAAGCUUUUAUUGAUGUUUUCAGUUUCAAAAGAGCUUUUAGAAAGAUUGUGCAUUCAGUUGUGACCUAUGUGUAUAUUCAUUAGUCAUAUCACCUCUGUUCCCUCCAGGCCAAAAGGAGGACUUUCUUCUUAAUUACUAGUGGUAAGCAAAGACAUGAGGUUUUUUCUAACAUGUUUCAUUUAUAGAAGGACAUGGUGUCAUGCAGAGGAUAGAGUUGUCUGUGUGACCUGCAUAUUUUCUCUUACAGGUUACACAAAUGCAUGUUAAAGCAUUCUUAGGAGAUGGUUGGUUGUUUUUGUUUCCAGAAACCUUUUCUUUUCUUUCCUUUUUUGUUAGCGUACAUUAAAUUGCAACACAGAGAUGGAUCCGAAAAUGGAAAAAUAAUUCUUGUUUUAAGCUUGUUGAAUUGAACCAAGAAACAUCACAAAUAUAUAUAAAGAGUCCAGUUUUGUAGUUCUUGGUUAUUUUAAUAUAUUAGGCAGAGUUGCUUCCCAAUCUGCUGCCCUGACAGAAGCAAAGAAAGCCUGCCUUUUGGUCAGUCUUUUCUGAGGAAUACUAGCUCUAUAUUCACCAGCAGCUGCAGAAGAGCUUGAGCUAAGGAAGCACCCACUCAGCUUUGCUAAACAAAGGGAAAUACAGUUUGAAGGUGGGGAAAAUGGUUUGGUUUGGUUUGGUUUGGUUUUAAAAACGGUCAUGAUUUAUCAUUAUACAAAGCACUUUUUCCCCUCAGUAUCCUGCUUUUAUGAUCAAGAGUUCAUCUGUCAGAAAACAGUAUUUUCGACAGUUGUGUAGCUGUCCCAUAUCCAAUAGAGAUUGUUGGGAGCUAGAGAGAGAACUGAUGGGGUCUGUGUACAUUUAUGUGAAAAUUCAGGACAGCAUCAUUGUCAGAAAAAAAUAUUAAAUUUGUAUUGUUUAUUCUGCCCUCCUUAACCGGAAGGGCAAACAGGGCUGUCCCACAAGGAGUUUUAUAAUUUCUUUUAAACAACAUAUUCAAGUAUUAAAUGAUAGAAGUGAGUUAUUAACAAAUGAGAGUUACUUUAUAUUUUGCUUUAGAAAGUAACUAUUUAAUCCAGAGAUUGGAACCAAAGAUAUUUGAACAGAGUUGCUCUGCACUUGAACAUGACUGUCCCAGAUCUAUUUUUUAUUACUAUAUCCCUUCGAAGCUGGGCGCAACAGUAUCAUAUUGUCUGUCCCACGCAGAACAAAACACAAGAUGCCUUGCACCUUUUUUUUCCUCCCUUUUUUUAAAAAUUAAACACUUUGGAAGUGCCAGCCUAUGAAAGGUGACAUAUGAGUUCUGUACAGCUCCUUGCUGUGGCUGGCUGGGAGCAGGUUUUGAAAGAGCUGAAAAAGGGAGUUAAUAAUAUAGUAAAAGUCCACCAUGAAACCAGUAUCAUUUUUUACACGUAAGAAGAUAGAUGUGCUAUACAUAUGACCUGGUCUCUCAGGUUGGACAGUAGUGAAGCAACAUUCUGGAGUAUGUCUAGUAGCAAAUAGAAAACUGCCUUCUUCACUGAUACAUCCCGUAAUGUUUAUUAAAGCUGACUCUAUACCAGGCCAUUUCUGCCACCUAUAUAUUGCCUCAGCUGAGAUGCAGCCGUUCAUGACUCUAAAAAUAAAAAUACAAAAAAAAAAAAAAAGAAAAAAAGAAAAAGAAAGAAAGAAAAAUAAUUUAAAAGGCAGUGAUGCUUUGCAUCAUAACCAGUUGGGUAUGUUUGUAAUGUGAAUUACAGUAUUUGUUUAGUACUUCCAAUUGUUUUCUGCUAGCAAUAUGUACAGUACUGUGUCAGGCUUGUGACAUUUGGGUAAAAAAGUUCCUGUAAGUGAAUGAUUUUGGCUUUUAAAAAUGAUUACAAUCAAGUCAACGUAAUCAUUUAAUACAUCUGAACUGAUGUAUGAUUUAUAAAUGGAAAGAUUUAUAGGAUCUUCAUAGAAUUCUAUAAUAACGAGAACAAAUUAUACUUUGCAAACUGUACAAGAAAGAAAAAAAAAAGAACUUUCCCAGUAUAUUCUUGACCUUAAGAGGCACGCAGGGUUUAAUGGUUUCUUUUGUUAUUGUUUUGCGAUUUUUUUGUUUGUUUUUUGCCUUAAGUAAUGAUAGAAGAUAUAUAUGGCUGGACACAUAUGUAUAAACUUUUCAGCAGCAUUUUUAAUAAUAAAAUAUCACAGUAUUUUCUAA
Molecule: messenger RNA, 6313 nt
Organism: Gavialis gangeticus (Gharial)
Lineage: Eukaryota; Metazoa; Chordata; Crocodylia; Gavialidae
Gene: NLGN4X
Product: neuroligin 4, X-linked
Exons: 9
Coding region: 1007-3517 (836 amino acids)
Biological process (GO): postsynaptic membrane assembly; synaptic vesicle endocytosis; neuron cell-cell adhesion
Cellular component (GO): postsynaptic specialization membrane; synapse; cell surface
Molecular function (GO): signaling receptor activity; neurexin family protein binding
Source: RefSeq, a predicted model, not a curated record